Messenger RNA from Symbiodinium sp. CCMP2592, 3546 nucleotides. Lineage: Eukaryota; Dinophyceae; Suessiales; Symbiodiniaceae. The record is from the annotation of a GenBank genome assembly.
AUGCCCGCAUCCAGCGUGACGAAGAAGGACAUGCAGGAUCGCCUCCGGGAGCAGGGCGAGAAUCCGCCUACGUCCUGGACCAAAGUGCAGCUGUCAGCACGCUUGGCGGAGUUGGCAGCCGAGGCGGGGCCAGCCUCAACAUCAACGACCGAGCGCGAUGUAGUGAAGAAGAUCAACCAGUGCAAGCGGAAGGCAGAUCUGCAAGACUUGCUGAGACAGAACCAGGUGGAGUUCACGACUUCCCAGACGAUGGACAUUCUCAAGAGCAAGAUCUACCGUCACUUAAUGGAGACGGAGGUGACCCCAACGGGCAAGGAGAACAUGGGCUUCGGGAAGCAUGCGGAGAUGACCUUCGAACAGGUGUUGGUGGAGAAGCCCGAGUACACCAAGUGGUGUGUGAGCACAGCAGUGGAGAAUCCAGAGAGUUACUGGCGCCUGCUUCGAUUUGCGCGGUGGGCACAGGGGAUCUCCAAGACGGAGAAAGAAGGAAUGCGAGUUCGACUGGGAAGCUCAUGGUCAACAGCUUAUCCGGCGAAGGCAACCAUGCCACAGCGAACAGUGGCUCCCAGCGGGGCGUCCGGUUCAGAGGCAUCCUGGGAUUUGGCACAUCCUCCCAGUCACGAUCUGGAGAUGGUUCCAGACCAGGCCAUGAAUCGGAUCAAGGAGCUCGAGGAGGAAUUGAUCCGCCUUCGUCAGGAGAUGAUCAACCGCGAGACUCUGACCCACAAGACUCCCGACCAGCAGAAGUCAAGGGCCACCAGUUGGAGAUUAGCUAGCAAGGAUGGAGCGUUGAUUCAGAACAUGUCCUUGCAGUGUGAUCAGAAGCAUGAUUGCUUUGCAGCAUCUGAUGCUGCACCAGGCUCUGAGGAGACUCCUUCGGAGGGCAUUCAGGACAUUCCCCGGGAGACGCGGAAGCGCAUUUUCCAGAAUCUGCGCAAGAUUCACACUGCCACAGGAUGUUUCAGAAGCAAUCAGCUUGAUAAGUACCUCGCGGAACGGACCAUUGAGGUUCAGCACAUCCCAGCUGAGGCUCACUGGCAGAACUCUUUGGUGGAGCGGUCAGUGCAAACAGUCAAAGAGAUGAUGUCUGCUUUGGUGUCAGAGCAGCCAACCAUGACAGCUUCGGAAGCGUUCUAUAGGUCUUUGUGGGCAUGCAACAAUCGGGACCAGUACCAUGGAUAUAGUCCUCUUCAGCAUGCUUUUGGAAGGGCGCCUGAUGAGUUGGGACAUUUGGGAGAGAGUGUUCUCAAGGAUAUUCCGAUCCUUACAGAGCAUGGUGUGUCAGCUGAGUUUGGAACUGAUGUGAAGGCAAUGAUGACAGCUGAACAAGCAUUCCUGAAGGAGCAAGCCAAGGAACGUCUGCGACGAGCAGAGUUGUCUGGCAACAGGCCCAUGAAGAACGUGAGCCCAGGAGACUUGGUCUACGUGUGGCGCCGUAUGACACCGCGCCAGGACGGUCAGCGACAUUUCAAAGGAGGGAAGUUUGUGGGUCCCUACAGGGUUCUUGCUACGGAGACUAGACAGGAACAGGAAGAGGUGAGAGCUGGUCACAUUGUUUGGUUGUAUCGUGGGGGCCAAUUGUUGAAAGCCACGCCUCAACAGCUUCGACCCGAUGGUGUGGAUAUGCCUGAGAUGCGGUUGGAUGAAAUCAUGGAGGAGCGUGAUGCAGGCGUAGUGUUCCCGGAGGACGAUUCGUCCUUCUGGAAGGACACAGAUGCUGCAGUGACCCUGUCAUUGGAGCUUCCACGUGUAGAUACUAAGAAAGGCAAAGAGUGGGUUCGCGAUUUGGGAUGCUACUUUGUCAAACAACUUCGAAAGAACGCUGUGGAGGUUUCAGAGAAACGACUGACUGAAGAAGAACGCGCGGCUUUCAAGGGAGCAAAACAGAAGGAGGUGAAGAACUUUGUGGUUGCAAAGGCUUUCCAGAAGCUUCCUGCCCAUCUUCAGCCAAGUAAAGAACAGAUCCUCAAGAUGCGAUGGUUGUUGACCUGGAAGUUAGAUGAGGAAACCAAGGAUACCCCUCCCGUGAAGCGAGAUGCCACAGGAAAUCCUCUUAAGGCCAAGGCACGCGCAGUCGUUCUGGGCUAUAUGGAUCCGGAGUAUGAGCACAGACCAACAAGCAGUCCAACGAUGGCCAGGACUACCAGACAGUUGUUUCUUCAGCAAUGCGCAAACCAUUCCUUUGAAGUUGAGAAGGGUGAUAUAAGUGGGGCUUUUCUUCAAGGGGAUAACUUCGGACCUGAACGGCCUAUGGUGUGCGAGCCCCUUCCGGAGAUCUGUGAAGCUUUGGGUGUACCACCUGGCAGUGCGAUGCUUUUGACAAAGGCUGCGUAUGGUUUGGUUGAGGCUCCCAUUCAAUGGUAUUUGAGUGUUGCCCGGUUUCUGGAGUCCAUUGGUGGCGAACGACAGUUUUCUGAUCCGGCCUGCUGGGGAUUCUUCAGAAAGGACAGGACACCUAUAGGUUGGGUGUGUGGUCACGUGGACGAUUUCCUGUUCGGUGGUGGUUCAAAGGAUCCUGAAUGGCAACGGAUUAAGCAGUUGAUCAAGGAGAGGUUCAAGUGGGGCCAAUGGGAGAGUAAAAAGUUCACUCAGUGUGGUGUUCUUGUGGAGCAGGAUGUGACAGGUUUCUCAUUGAGUCAACCAGAGUAUUUGUCAGGCGUGAAUGAGAUUCAUGUUAGCCGUUCCCGAUGGCAACAACCAAACGACCCCAUCACGGCGUAUGAGUUACAACAACUUCGUAGCGUUCUCGGAGCUUUAUCGUGGCAUGCCAAUCAAGUUGCCCCUCAAUGGUGCGCUCCCGUAGGACUUCUUCUGUCAAAGAUACACACUGGAGUGGUAACCGAUAUCCUGGAAACCAACAAACUUCUUCGCAAGGCCAAGUUGGGACAACAUCAGAAGAUGCGCAUUCACGCGCAGACCGAGGAAUCAAUCCUGGCAUGUUGGGUCGAUGCGGCAGAUGGACACAGACCUGAUGGAGGUUCCACAAAAGGAAUCGUGAUCGGAUGGGCACCGAGGCGGUUGCUAUCCGGAGCCUUGGUUCGCACCAGCCCUAUCUACUGGCAGUCUGCUAAAAUCCAACGAAUGUGUAGGAGUAGCGGGGCCGCCGAAACUCAUGCUGCUGUGGAUGCGGAUGAUGAGCUGUAUGCUGUGAGAUUCCAAACCUUCGAGUUUCAAGGAGGUCAAGUUCCGCUGUGGAAUUGUGAUGAUGCUGUGAAGAGUGUCGAGGGAGUCCUGAUCAGCGACAGUAAGGUGUUGUACGACAGACUUCAACAAACCGUGUUGACUUUGAAGGGAGCUGAGAAGCGAGCCGACAUAGCGUCUCUGUGUUUAAAGGAGAGCAUGGAAUCCACAGGGUUACAUCUGCGCUGGGUGAAUGGGGAUAGCCAAUUGGCAAACUCCUUAACCAAAGACAAUGAGCUUCAUCAGUACUUUGAGUUUCUUCGUAGAGACGGACAGUGGCGCAUCGUGUAUGAUCCCGAGCUCUUAUCUGGCAGAAAGCGCAAGCAGUUAGGCCUUAAUGCUUUACAGACCAAGCUGGCAGAGUGA